Owenia fusiformis is the source of this 1037-nucleotide messenger RNA. NCBI's taxonomy places the organism in Eukaryota, Metazoa, Annelida, Polychaeta, Sabellida, Oweniidae. The record is from the annotation of a GenBank genome assembly.
GACAUGACAUGACGUAGCCUAGAUAUUAUCAUUGGAUAUCGAAUAAAUAAGAUGGAUUAACCAGAUAAUUAUGAAGGACACAUGGUUUCGAUACGUCACCACUUUUAACCCAGACACAUAUCAGAUAUCAUGGAUAUAAGCGAGUUUCUUCCGUUCUUAGCUGCAGUCUAUCUACAUCUACCAGAACUUGUACUAUCCGCCUCGACAACAGGUUGUGGUAAAUAUGACAUUCGCUUCCAACGAGAGGGACAACCUGGGUAUCAAUACGAACAGCUUUGUAGUGAUAUUUGUACCCCGGGGCGCAACCCAGAGUACGAAAUUCUUUGUUGGAGCAAUAAACAUGUGAUGGAACAUUGUGGGGAUUACGUUCGGUGUAUUAAUCCAAAGCCCAUACCCGAACCAUCAAUCAACAAUUUUAACACAUAUGGCGUGCCUCUCUUAAUAGUCGCUGCAGUUGUCGUUAUAGUCGGUAUCGCAAUCGUUGUAGGGUAUAGAGCUGGUGUAAUAUCUAAGAUAAGACAGAGAUGUCGUCAUGAUCCAAGAGAUCGUAAUGUUGCAGUUGAUGACACAGCAAUAGAGGACAGAGAAGAAAUGAACAAUUUAAUGCAAGACAAGCAGGACCAGCAACAGAAUGGCAAAGUUAUCGUCAAUGGACAAACUGCUAGACAUGUAAGAAUGGUGGAACCACGUCAAAAUGAUACAGGUGAACUUGCGCCAAUACGACAACACAGUCCAGAAACAAAACCGAAGACAGUUGAAUAUGAUUGAUUACGCUACUAAGAUUGGUCGUGCCAUUUAUGUACAUUUGCGUAAGAGGGACUCGAAGAGAGGUGGAAAUAAAAAAUGAAUCAACCGAUGUACAGCAUUUCAUAUGAAGCCAAGAGACAAAAAUCUGAUUCCACAGAUAUUGCUUCAUUUUCUUCCACCUUAACAACUGUAAUAUGUAGGUAGAGAGACAUCACGAUAAACCAUGACAUCUCAUUUCUUCUCAGCCCGGAGGUGAAACAGAAGAUGCUAUGAUUAUCAGGAUGGUAGAG